Molecule: messenger RNA, 294 nt
Organism: Morchella sextelata
Lineage: Eukaryota; Fungi; Ascomycota; Pezizomycetes; Pezizales; Morchellaceae
Exons: 4
Coding region: 1-294 (97 amino acids)
Source: RefSeq, a predicted model, not a curated record
AUGGAAAACCAAACACGCCCCGACCGACGAGGCCCGUCCGGCGGGCGGCCGCCGAGGAAGCCGAUUCAAGUUUUGGGGGACCUGCUGCUUAUGCGACGAGAAAUGCCUGCUAUCCCAGAAAAUAAUACGAGGCUGUUGUUUGCAUUGGGAAUGGAUAGCCAGAGGCUCUCAAUUGACAGGCAGCUCGGGCAAAGAUUCCACAGAGAAUGGGCCAACGAGAAACGUCUUGCUGAACAAUCCGUACGCACCCCAAGACUGGCCUACGAAUCAUUCCUUGCACAGAAAGGCUUCUAG